Molecule: messenger RNA, 1628 nt
Organism: Tripterygium wilfordii
Lineage: Eukaryota; Viridiplantae; Streptophyta; Magnoliopsida; Celastrales; Celastraceae
Product: probable LRR receptor-like serine/threonine-protein kinase At1g53430
Exons: 7
Coding region: 65-589 (174 amino acids)
Molecular function (GO): protein binding
Source: RefSeq, a predicted model, not a curated record
AUCCAAGUUCAUGAAAAUUUACAUGAUACCAAAGGCAUACGGUUGCUUUGUACAAAAAUAUUGAAUGGGGGAUUUCAAAUCACUUUUGACAAAGAAUUCAUAUGGUCGAUUGACCCCAACCAUUUGUCCUAAUGAUACAUAUGAUCAAUGCAGCGAGGUAAGUGGGAACAACUUGUCUGGUCCGAUACCGGAGUACAUUGCAAAUAAUUGGGUCAAUCUCACUCAUUUGGAUCUUUUGGGAAAUGAAUUUGAAGGACCACUGCCUGCAAAAAUAUUUUCCAUGAAAACUCUAGUGUCCUUGUGGGUUAGUGACCUGAAGAAUGCGGGUUUCUCUCUCCCUGAAGAUGCAACCUUAGAUAAUAUGGGUUUGCUGAUGAUAAGGAAUAGCUCUGUUAAUGGCACCAUUCCCAGAUGGCUCGGUAGCAUGGAAGAUUUAUAUUAUUUGGACUUGAGUUUCAACAACUUAAGUGGUGUUUUGCCGAAUACUCUAAGUAACCGAAGUAUUGAGAAGAUAUUUCUUAUGCAUAAUCAGCUGAAUGGAACAAUCCCCAAAUGGAUUGAGCAUACCAUCAAGGUUAAGGGUCCAUAAACCAUAUCGUUUUCGUGGUUCGUUUUCUCUUCCGCCGGUAUUCAAACAGUAUUUGGCUUUCCAAUCUGGAGCCGUUGAAGUUCACGUACUCUACACAAGCUCUAUUAGCCACAUUCCUCGGUAUGUGUAACGUGCUUCUGCUUGUGCCCUCUAAAAAUUGUGUCUUGCCUAAAACCCACAAAUUCUUUUACGAUGAAUAUCUUUCGGAACUAGCAGGCAGAUGUCUGGUUGAAGUUGUGCAGCGUCGAGGUUAUGAUAGAAGAGUCUACGGUUAGUUGUAAAAUGCACGAACUGGUGCGGGAUUUGACCAUCAUGAUUGCCAAAGAUGAGUCAUUUGGCAGCUUUGAAAGAGGCAGACAGAAAUGGACACCAGAAUGUUGAUGGUUUGGAAAUGCGAUUGAAGCAGUCCAAGGCCAAGGGCUAUGUUACUAAUGUCAAGCAGUGGAGUUCCCCUCGAUAAAAGCAUGGAACCUUUCCACCCCACAGUUUUGGAUUUGUCGCACAGUAAGCUGCAAAGUUUCGACAUAGAAACUUUGGAACCUCUAGAUUUUGGUCUUAAGCGGAUGCAACAGUCUUGUAAAUGUACAUCAAUCAAUCAUUAAAUUGAAGAUGCUGAUGCUAUUGGAUCUAGGAUCUUGUGGUCUCGGGUAUCUACCUCGAGGAAUAGGGAAGCUGUCGCGUCUACAAGAACUAUCUGGAUUCUAGGUGGUGAGUAGGACUCACAAGACAAGCUGUCAGCAACUGGCUGAGCUACGUGGGCUGAGAAUGAAUUUAAGUAAUGAAAAUGCCUUCAUUGAGCUAUUUGGAGGUAAGCCAUUGCUUCAAUUUGAAAAAAUUUUCAUGUCCUGUCAACAAGCCAGGGGUCUGGAGAAAGGACGAGGAUUAGGAAAUCAGUGAUUGAAAUAAGGAGUGGGCAUCGCCAUCUCUUUGGUGUCCUUUGGACAUUGUUGCUUUGUGUAUGCUUGGCUUGUUAUCUAUUUGCUAAAUUGUUUGCUGUUGUAUUUUCAGUUUUAAUUAUAUUGUGUGUGAAGUCUUUCAA